AUGCACAAGCCCACCCUCCUGGCCGCGACGAUGUCGGCGGCGGCCGCCCACGCCGCCAGCCUGACGGACAUCUGCACGACGAGCUACAUCGAGUCCAAGCUGCCCACCUCGGACUUCAACGAGGGCAUCGAGAUCGACAGCUCGAGCGUGACGGCGGCGGUGGUGUACAACGCCAGCUCGAGCGGCUCGUACUUCUUCCCGGCCACCAACUUCGACUUCUGCAACGUCACCUUCGCGUACACGCACGAGGGGCUGAAUGACACCGUGCAGCUCAACUACUGGCUGCCCGCCCCCAGCAGCUUCGCCAACCGCUUCCUGGCCACGGGCGGUGGUGGCUACGCCAUCAACUCCGGCCUGACCGUGUCCGGCUCGCUGCCGGGCGGCCUGGUGUACGGCGCUGCGGCAGGCCUGACGGACGGCGGCUUCGGGGGCUUCGACAACCAGUUCCAGGCGGUCGAUCUGCUGGCCAACGGCACUCUCAACUGGCAGGAGAUGACCAUGUUCGGCUACCAGGCCAUCUACGAGAUGACCAUCGUCGGCAAGGCGUUGACCAGCAAUGUUUAUAACGUGUCCGACUCGGAGAAGCUGUACUCCUACUACCAGGGAUGCUCCGAGGGCGGCCGUGAGGGAUGGAGUCAGGUCCAGCGCUUCGGCGACGAGCUGGAUGGUGCUAUCAUCGGCGCCCCGGCCUUCCGCUAUGCCCACCAGCAGAUCCAGCACAUGUAUUCCAAUGUUGUUGAGCUGACCGAGGAGUACUACCCGCCGCCCUGUGAGUUCACCAAGAUCAUGAACGAGACCAUCGCCGCCUGCGAUGGUCUGGAUGGUCUGGUCGACGGCGUCAUCGCCCGCACCGACCUGUGCAUCCUGCACUUCGACAUCAGCACCCUGGUGGGCGUCCCCUACGACUGCCCGGCCACGGCGGCCACCCGCCUGCCCGCCGAGCCCGCGUACCCGGCGCAGACGGGCAACGUCACGGCGCAGGGCGUGCGUGUCGCCCAGACGAUCCUGGAGGGGCUGCACGACAGCAAGGGCCACCAGGCCUACUUCUCCUACCAGCCGGGGGCCACCUUCACCGACGGCGCCACGCAGUACGACAACGAGACCGACUCGUGGGUGCUGGACAUUGACUCCCUGGGCGCCAUCUUCCCCGAGCGCUACCUGUUCCUGACCGAGGAGAUGACCAUGGACAGCCUCACAAACGUCACCUACGACACGCUGAUCGAAUGGAUGAACUGGGCGUGGCAGAAGUACGACAGCACCCUGCAGACCACCUGGCCCGAUCUGACCCCUUUCAAUGUCGCCGGCGGUAAAGUGCUGCACUUCCACGGCGAGGCCGACAGCAGUGUGCCCACGGCCUCGUCGGUGCGCUACUGGGAGUCCGUCCGCCAGAUCAUGUACCCGAAGAUGGACUAUCUCGAGAGUGCCGAGGCCCUGAACGAGUGGUACCGCCUGUACAUCAUCCCGGGGGCUGUCCACUGCGCUCCCAACAGCGACGAGCCCAACUCGCCCUUCCCGACCACCAACAUGGCCGUCAUGAUCGACUGGGUCGAAAAGGGCGUCGUGCCGGAGCGCCUGAACGCCACCAUGCCCUACAACGACGACAAGGAGGUCGAGAUCUGUACCUGGCCGCUGCGUCCUCUGUGGCACGGCAAUGACUCUGUCAUGGACUGUGUGUAUGACCCGGAGUCGCUGGCUACCUGGCAUUACGACCUCGAUGCCUUUAAGCUGCCUCUUCUGGCCACCGCAUGGGACUACAACUCGGAUACCUGCUAUAUGAUCGAGGGCGAAUUCACCACACCAGCGGUGGCGAUCCCAUACUUGUCCUCUGUCUUCUACGUCUACUUGGACUUCUACUUCUACGUCUACGCCAGUUUCUAUCUAUACUGCAUCUUCCAGUGUCGCUAG
Molecule: messenger RNA, 1905 nt
Organism: Penicilliopsis zonata CBS 506.65
Lineage: Eukaryota; Fungi; Ascomycota; Eurotiomycetes; Eurotiales; Aspergillaceae
Exons: 2
Coding region: 1-1905 (634 amino acids)
Source: RefSeq, a predicted model, not a curated record